UAAGAUUGUAACCAAGACUUAAUAGUAAAACAUGGCUCAGAUGAAAGGCUUGUUCGCUGUGCUCGCUGUGGUGGCCAUUGUCCUUUUGGCCGCCGACUCGUCUUCGGCCGUGGAUUGCCUAUCUGGAACAUUCAGUGGUCCUUGCUGGGCCUGGGAUGGAGAGCAGUGCCGUCGCCUCUGCAGGGAGGAAGGACAUGUGAGUGGACACUGCAGCGCCAGCCUGAAGUGCUGGUGCGAAAACUGCUGAGAUCCCCUCAGCUCUCAACGUGUUCAUAUUCUGGAAUGUCCAAACAUGUUUCAAGCAUUUUUUAUUGUUUUAAAACAGAAAAUAAAGAAAAUACAUAACGACAAAUAA
Molecule: messenger RNA, 355 nt
Organism: Drosophila santomea
Lineage: Eukaryota; Metazoa; Arthropoda; Insecta; Diptera; Drosophilidae
Product: drosomycin-like
Exons: 1
Coding region: 32-247 (71 amino acids)
Biological process (GO): defense response
Source: RefSeq, a predicted model, not a curated record